AUGUUUGUUGAACUUCUCUACCUCAUACCUUUCGAAUACCAAGCUGCGUCACGUUGCAUGGCCAUUGUUUCAUUGGACUCGGAUGAGCUUUCUGGACUUUGGCUUCUCGUCGCAUUCGCUUUCGACUUGCCAGCAGCCAUGCUGGACGAAGACACGUCCUUGCCUUGGUGGCUGGUGACGUUCCUGAAUGAUUUAUGCUGA
Soboliphyme baturini is the source of this 201-nucleotide messenger RNA. NCBI's taxonomy places the organism in Eukaryota, Metazoa, Nematoda, Enoplea, Dioctophymatida, Soboliphymatidae. The record is from the annotation of a GenBank genome assembly.